This is a messenger RNA of Rotaria sp. Silwood2, 1851 nucleotides long. The record is from the annotation of a GenBank genome assembly. Lineage: Eukaryota; Metazoa; Rotifera; Eurotatoria; Philodinida; Philodinidae.
AUGAAAAUUGUAUUUGAACAUCAAGGUCGCAAGACUACUAUACUCGGUAAUGAUUAUGUUUCAAUAGUCGAAAAAAUUAGGUUAUUAUUUCCAAAUCAAAAUGAUCGUCGAAUACAGUUUUAUGAUCCUGAACUCAAUGAUUAUUUUGAAUUCACGUCAUAUGAACAAAUUAUCGAUCAACCAAAUGGAUUGAAAAUGAACUUCGAUAUGUCAAGCAUUUCAGAUUCAUUCUGUGAAAAUAUUGAACCACCAUCAAUACCAACAUAUUGUGAUUUAAUAAUUCAAGGUUUACAAUCACGCGCCAUACAGCAAGAGUUUUUACGACAAACAUGCACUUAUUUUCUUCAACAAUAUCCUGAUUCUACUUCACGGAAAGUUCAUCAUUCCUUUAUUAUGGCUCUCACACAAAAAUUUCCAGCAUUAAACUUUUUGGACAAGAGUGUCGAUGGAGUUAAUGGAAAAGCACCAUAUCAUACAAUAUCUCGUCUGCUUUCUCGAAAAAAACGAAACCUUAAGUAUUCAAAAAGUCAUCCAACACCAAAAUGUUCACGAACAUUAACACUUGAUUCAAGUUCGGAUAACAAAACAAAGACAAACGAUGUCGCUGAAGAGACACCAAUUAAUGAUGCACAUAGUCUGAAGAUUGAUUGGGACAAAAAUAAUUUUUCCAAUGAAUGUUCAAUUGAAGAAUUAAUAAAUGAAUCGUUUAAAAAUGAAACAUUAGAUUCACUACUUGAUCCAUUUGAAAUACAUAAUGUAAUAACUCCAUCACCAAACACACCCAUCAGACCACAAAUACUCUCAAAAAAUGAUCGACAAGCAACAAUAUCAUUAGUAACUCCAUCGACUUCAUUAACUCAAUCAACUGUAUCAAUUAUUAAUCCUUCAUCUAUUUCAACUACACCGGUGAUAGUAAAACCAAUUAUCACAACAAAUACACCAACUAAUAUUAUUUACCACAAUGGACGUAUGCACAUAACUUCACUGCCAUCACAAUCGAUAGUUUCUGUUCAUAAAGCUAUUAUACCACGAGAAAAAAAAGAAAAUAAUAAUUGUCAAGAUAUCGAAGUAAUCAACACAAAAAAGCCAGAUAAUAUUUUUAAACAAUCUGCCAUUCAUAAUAUUGAAGAAUCAUAUAGUACAAGAAAUGAUCCAGAAAUAUUGUUUCCGAAGUUAUCUAAUUCAGAACAAAAUGCAUAUAAUACAGAUGUUACUCGUCUUCGUUCAAUUAUAAAACCUAAGAACAAAUCCUCAAACAAUAUUUCAAUCGGCAAAGUACAUGCACUGAUACAAAAUACUCAUCGAAUUAGGCGCCGACUACUGGGAAAAGAAAAAAGUGAUUUUUAUAUGAAAGGUUUUCAAUAUCAAGAAAUGUUUCACGAAGAAGCACUCACCAUGGAAUUCAUGCUGUUACAAAAUCAAAUACUUACCUGGGAUGAAGUACAAUAUAAAUCACGUGAUUUAUUUGAUGGUCUUAUUAGAAAAUAUAGGAUCGAAACACAAGAGAAGACUAGUGAGGCCGAUUUUUCAUCUGUUAAACUUUUCUGUGAAGCAGCACAGGAACACAAUUUGUUUUUUAAGAAUGGCUUACCUAAUUCACAUCCAAUGAUUGGGGUUAUAAUUAGUUCGUCAUCGAUAAAUCAAUAUGAAAAAGCAUUUAUAUUCAUCAGAAACUUACCGUUUAAAAUGCCUGUUUCAAUUGCUGCUGGUGGCUUACGCAAAAUAUUUUCACUACUCCUCAUCAUAUACAUCAACUUAAAUGAUACACCUGUUCAUACGUUACUUAAAAUGUUAUUUGAACAAUGUAACGAAAAAAAGCAUGAGCAGAAGGUAAUAACACUUAUUACUUAA